This is a messenger RNA of Penicillium antarcticum, 357 nucleotides long. Its product is annotated as Short-chain dehydrogenase/reductase SDR. The coding region runs from base 1 to 357 and encodes 118 amino acids. NCBI's taxonomy places the organism in Eukaryota, Fungi, Ascomycota, Eurotiomycetes, Eurotiales, Aspergillaceae. The transcript is spliced from 2 exons. The record is from RefSeq and is a predicted model, not a curated record.
AUGCAGAACCAGAUGGAGACGUUGCUUUUCGGUCCGCAUCGGCUUGUUAGGGCUUUUCUGCCUGGGGUGCGGGAGAGGAGGGCUCUGCCGGAGGAUUAUGCGGGGUCGGUUGUUUCUGAGGUUAUUGAGUACUUGCACAAGGGUACGUUUGUUGCGGAUGGAGAUAAGAAUAAGGCGGCCAAGAUUAUUUGUAAGAUUGUUCUGGGUGAGGGUGUUGGUGCUUGGCCUCAGGAGGAGCGGUUCUUCAAUUUGGGCCGGAGGGUGAUUCCUCAUGCUCGGAUGGUGCGGGAUCAGUUGGGGCAUACGCUCCUGGUUGUUGGGGAGGUUGUUGGGAAUGUGUAUAUCGAUCAGCAGUGA